Molecule: messenger RNA, 789 nt
Organism: Conger conger (European conger)
Lineage: Eukaryota; Metazoa; Chordata; Actinopteri; Anguilliformes; Congridae
Gene: fgf21
Product: fibroblast growth factor 21
Exons: 4
Biological process (GO): cell differentiation; positive regulation of protein phosphorylation; animal organ morphogenesis
Cellular component (GO): cytoplasm
Molecular function (GO): growth factor activity; fibroblast growth factor receptor binding
Source: RefSeq, a predicted model, not a curated record
CUCCUCCUCCUGCUCCUCCUUCCCGUCUCUGACACAUUUUAUCUUCCUGACUCCAACCCUCUGCUCUCUUUCAACGAUCAAGUCCGAGAGAGGCAUCUUUACACAGCGAAUAAAAGACAUGGGCUGUUCCUGGAGAUGGGCACUGAUGGCACAGUGAGGGGGACCCCCGAACAAACUGCAAACAGUGUGCUGGAGCUGAGGUCAGUGAGAACAGGGGAGACAGUCAUUCGAGGAGUAUCAUCAUCUCUUUACCUGUGUGCGGACACAACUGGACGUCUAAGGGGAGAGAGCUUGUACAAGGAGGUAGACUGCACCUUCAACGAGCUGCUGCAGGCAAACGGAUACACUCUUUUUUUGUCCAAGCAUCAUGGAUUUCCUGUGUCCCUGGCAUCAAAGCUGAACAAUGAACAAUUCCCUCCUUUCUCCCAGUUCCUACCUUUGAGAACUCAAAUUUCCUCAGGGAAGAAGGGAAGACAAAAUGAAAAUCAAACGCCAGAGCAACAAAAUUUGGAUACUGACUCUGAGGAUCCCUUUGGAAUGGGUCGCAAGGUCACUGUGCAUAGCCCGGAAUUCCACAGUAAGGAAUGAUGCCCUUGACUAGGAUUCAAGGCACGUUACACGCUCUAAUGUAUUUACCAGAAAUAUAUUUUCCCAAAAAUGUGAUGAUGUAGCAACAGUUGUUCGUGCUACUAGAUUUGCAUUGUUAAAGAAGGUGGUUGCUGAGGUAAUCCAGGAACAUAUUGUCCAGUGUGCCUCAGUUUGUCUUGAAUUGCAAAUAUUACGGACUAA